Messenger RNA from Cavia porcellus (domestic guinea pig), 3210 nucleotides. It is a transcript of the gene Foxo6, whose product is annotated as forkhead box O6. The transcript has 2 exons. Gene Ontology annotation, molecular function: RNA polymerase II cis-regulatory region sequence-specific DNA binding; DNA-binding transcription factor activity, RNA polymerase II-specific. Lineage: Eukaryota; Metazoa; Chordata; Mammalia; Rodentia; Caviidae. The coding region runs from base 646 to 2316 and encodes 556 amino acids. Gene Ontology annotation, cellular component: nucleus. The record is from RefSeq and is a predicted model, not a curated record. Gene Ontology annotation, biological process: regulation of transcription by RNA polymerase II.
UCGCCCUGAGCUAGGAGCUCCACGCCCCCGCCCCAGCCCUCGGCGGGGCACCCGGGCGGGCCCAGGAUUCCAAGGCCGCGGGCGAGCACGCCCCGCCCCUCCUCACCAGCCCCGCCCCUCCGCCCCUCCGCCCCCACCCCGCCCAUCCCGAGGUGCAGCCGGCGCUAAGCGCGGCAGGCGCGGGAGCUGGCGCUGGAGCUGGAGCGGCGGCGGCUGCGUUCACCGGGCGGCGGCGGCGGCGGCGGCGGCGCGGGCCCGGACACGGGCUCGAGCUCCGGCAUGGUGCAUCCCGGCCUCGUCCCGGGAGAGCAGGACCCGUGCGCAGAGCCGGUGCUGGGGGAGCAGCGGCGGUGGCGGCGGCUGCAGGCGCAGGCAGGCAGCAGGUGCUAGUAGCCCGGCUGGGCGAGGUGUGUACCCGAAGGGCUCCCGGGCCGCCGCCCCCUCUCCGCCGGGGUCUUUUCCUGUCCUCGUGCUCCCCAGCGCCUCCAGCCCCCUUGCCUCUGCUUCCCUGCUCAUGGCGACCCGCGGCUGAACCGCGCCACCAGGGACCCCUCCCGCGGGCCUCCCGGGGCGUGCAGCUCCCGGAGCCGCCCGCCCACCCUCCGCGGAGCCUCCUUCCCGUCCUCGCCCGAGCCGGGCGGGACCAUGGCCGCGAAGCUACGAGCGCAUCAGGUGGACGUGGACCCAGACUUCGCGCCGCAGAGCCGGCCGCGCUCCUGUACCUGGCCCCUGCCGCAGCCAGAUUUGGCCGGCGACGAGGACGGAGCGCUGGGCACAGGGGUUGCAGAGGGCGCCGAGGACUGCGGGCCAGAGCGCCGGGUUACGGCCCCGGCAAUGGCCCCCGCGCCGCCGUUGGGCGCGGAGGUCGGACCGCUGCGGAAAGCGAAGAGCUCCCGGCGGAACGCAUGGGGGAACCUGUCCUACGCCGACCUCAUCACCAAAGCCAUCGAGAGCGCCCCGGACAAGCGACUCACGCUCUCGCAGAUCUACGACUGGAUGGUCCGCUACGUGCCCUACUUCAAGGAUAAAGGCGACAGCAACAGCUCAGCUGGCUGGAAGAACUCCAUCCGGCACAACCUGUCGCUGCACACUCGCUUCAUCCGCGUGCAGAACGAGGGCACGGGCAAGAGUUCCUGGUGGAUGCUGAACCCCGAGGGCGGAAAGACGGGCAAGACCCCGCGGCGCAGGGCUGUGUCCAUGGACAAUGGGGCCAAGUUCCUGCGCAUCAAGGGCAAGGCGAGCAAGAAGAAGCAGCUGCAGGCCCCGGAGCGAAGCCCCGACGACAGCCCUCCGGGUGCGCCGGCCCCAGGGUCCCUGCCCGCCGCUAAGUGGACCGCCAGCCCAUCCUCGCACGCCAGUGACGACUACGAGGCCUGGGCCGACUUCCGCGGGGGCGGGAGACCCCUGCUGGGGGAGGCGGCCGAAUUGGAGGACGACGAGGCCCUGGAGGCUUUGGCGCCGUCCUCGCCACUCAUGUACCCGAGUCCCGCGAGCGCACUGUCGCCUGCGCUGGGCGCGCGCUGCCCGGGGGAGCUGCCCCGCUUGGCCGAGUUGGGAAGCGCACUAGGCCUGCACGGCGGCGGUGCGGGGCUGCCCGAGGCGCUGCUGGACGGCGCCCAGGACACUUACGGGCCACGGGCCCGCAGCGGGACGCCGGCCUACUUCGGAAGCUGCAAAGGUGGCCCCUACGGGGGAGGAGGGGGUUUUGGGCCGCCGGCGAUGGGCGCGCUGCGCCGCCUGCCCAUGCAGACCAUCCAGGAGAACAAGCAGGCCAGCUUUGCACCGGCCGCCACGCCCUUCCGCCCCGGAGCGCUGCCCGCUCUGCUGCCACCGCCUCCGCCCGCGCCAAGGCCCGGCCCAACCCUGGGAGCGCCUGGGGAGCUGGCGCUGGCUGGUGCGGCAGUACCCUACCCUGGCAAGGGAGCGGCCCCAUACGCGCCACCCGCAACCUCGCGCAGUGCCUUAGCCCACCCCAUCAGCCUUAUGACGCUGCCCGGCGAUGCGGGAGCCGCCAGCCUGGGCCCGCCAGGCCAUGCUGCAGCCUUUGGGGGCCCGCCUGGCGGCCUCCUGCUGGACGGGCUGCCCGGGCCGUAUGCUGCCGCCGCCGGGCCACUGGGUGCCGCGCCGGACCGCUUCCCUGCGGACCUGGACCUUGACAUGUUCAGCGGGAGCCUGGAAUGCGACGUUGAGUCCAUCAUCCUCAACGACUUCAUGGACAGUGAUGAAAUGGACUUCAACUUUGACUCAGCCCUGCCUCCACCGCCACCCGGCCUGGCCGGGGCCCCGCCCCCUAACCAGAGCUGGGUACCGGGCUGAGAGCUGCCACCUGCGACCUGGGCAUCCGGUCCCGUCCCCAAGGGGCCUCUGUCUUCCCAUCCUGAUCCCCGGGUCCCCAACCCCGAUCCAAUCCGCGGGAGGAUCCCGGAGGCAGCCCCGGCCAUGCUAGAGAUGUCCCUCAGAAGCUGGCCACUGUGGGGCAUGGAAAGGCGGGGCUGGGGAUCCCCACCAUUCCUACCCCACUCCUGAGCCUAGCAUCUCCUUCCUGGGCGGGUAAACUGGGAGAGGAGACUGAAAUCUGGGCCUGGUCAGAGUGGGGAAGAGCGAGGGGGCCGCUAGGUGUGGAUGCUGAUUAUGGAACCGCAUAGAAGAGGGGGCAAGGGGUAGGGGGCGUUUCUGAAUCUUCACUUUCUUUUGUGCAGGCCUUGCAGUAACAGGACCUGUACUCAAACUGCGAGCCCCAAUAGACACCUUUUUCCACCAAUCUUGGUCUCACUACCUGAAGCCAGCAACCCUCCAAAAACUCACAUCUAUUGGCCAUCCACCCUGAGCAGUCCAACUCCAGCCCUGUGCCACCCUGCGAAACCCUCAUCCCAACGGUUCAGCCUCCCUCCCAUCUUAGCCGGCUGAGUCCCCUUCCCUGGUCAAGCAGUCCCAUUACAGCCCCAGUGCUGAUCCCAGCCUCUCCAGUGGGCCUCAGCUCCGGAUCCCCCCAAGUUCAACACCCCUUUCUCCGUGCCAGUAAUGGCCCCUCUCUCCCAUAUUUAUAAGUGUCCGGUCGGGGCGGGCGGUGGGCGUGGCGUCCCCCGCGCAUAUUGUAGGCAGUGUACUGUGGCUGUGCCGUCAGCGUGUGCGUGUGCGUGUGUGCCGUGUUGAGGCCGUGUAGAGUGCAUUGUACAGCAUAUUUUCAUGAAUAAAAUUGUUUUAAAUAUU